This is a messenger RNA of Peromyscus leucopus (white-footed mouse), 1585 nucleotides long. It is a transcript of the gene Gpsm3, whose product is annotated as G protein signaling modulator 3. Lineage: Eukaryota; Metazoa; Chordata; Mammalia; Rodentia; Cricetidae. The transcript is spliced from 5 exons. The coding region runs from base 737 to 1264 and encodes 175 amino acids. Gene Ontology annotation, molecular function: protein binding; GTPase regulator activity. Gene Ontology annotation, biological process: regulation of inflammatory response. The record is from RefSeq and is a predicted model, not a curated record.
UAAGGGCAAACAAUCUGGGGUCCCAGUUCAUUGGGGUAUCAUCCAAAGGCGAGAAUCUCUAAUAGUCAAAACAAAUAUACAAGGUGACAAAUACUGUUCCUCCUCCAAGGGCAUCUAAGGCCUUGAAUAAAGGAAGACAGGAGGAACUUGAACUGGAAUUUCAGCCUCCUGGCUUUACCUCAAUGCUGAUAAGCCUGUGAGGUGCAGCCAGGAGGCAUUCUGGAAGAUUAUCAGCCACCAUUUAUAGAGCAUCCCUUAUGGGCCAAGAGCCUCUCUACAAUUAACUCAUCCUAAUUCUCUGAGGUAAGUGCCACCAAAGGCCACUUUACCCCUUCACAAAUUGAGACACAGAGAUUUCGUUCACCUAAGACCGCAGGGCUCUCUUCAUCCCAUUUCAUGCCCCAAGCCAUGGCUCUAACUUCACAUGGCAGACAGCCAUUUGAAGACUCCAGGUGUCUGUCCCGCUCCCCCUGGGGCUAACCAGAACUGGUCAAAAGCCAAACUAAGUUCUGUGUUCCACUCUCGUGACCCCAGGCAAGUCUUCUCCUGGCCUUUGUCUACACUAGCCGAGCUGCCAGUGACCAUGCUUUCACACUUGGUAACGCUGAGGGCAGUGAUAACUAGUCAACUGCCGGUCCCUGACUACUUCCUGUGUGCUGGGCCAGUGCUAGGACCGUGCGCAUGUAUUUGAGAGCAAUGCAUCCCGGAUCCGAGCCUUCUGCUUCCUUCCAGAACCAUGCCCUUCCCUGACCCAGUAAGUCAAGAGAGAAGUCCAGGGAUGGAGACUGAAAGACCCCAGGAAGAAGAGGAUGGUGAACACCAGGGUCCCCCGCAAGAUGAUCAGGGCUGGCCCCCUGUGAACUCCACCACUCGGCCUUGGCGAUCUGCUCCUCCCUCCCCUCCUCCUCCAGGAACCCGCCACACAGCCCUGGGGCCCCGUUCGGGCUCCCUGCUCUCCCUGCAGACCGAGCUCCUUCUGGACCUGGUGGCUGAGGCCCAGUCUCGCCGCCUAGAGGAACAGAGGGCCACCUUCCAUCCCCCCAAAGUGCCCCCAAGCCUAGCCCCAACCCCGCCUCGGCUUCUUGAGGACAAAGAACAGCUCUACAGCACCAUCCUUAGUCACCAGUGCCAGCGGAUGGAAACCCAGCGGUCAGAGCCGCCCCUUCCCCCCGGGGGACAGGAGCUCCUGGAGCUGCUGCUCAAAGUUCAGGGUGGAGGUCGAAUGGAGGAGCAAAGAUCUCGGCCCCCUACACACACCUGCUGAGACCUGAGCUCCCAAACAGCCCCUUCUCGCUGGGACUCAAAGCUGGGCCACCCCACAUGCCGGUUCGGCAGGGGGUACCAGAGACUGAAGACCCGGCUGAAAUGGCAGUAUUUACCACCCACUUUCCCAGGGAACUGGACUUGGGACAAGUACUCUAACCUUGAGAAUAAGCAAGGUAGGGUGGACAUAACUCCUUAAGACAGUUAAGAGUAUCUAUCCUGAGCUGUCAAGCUACUAAACAGGGUGUGAGGGCUGAGGCCUGCCCCUUCCUGCCUAGAAAGGAAAAAAAAAGGCAAAGAUUAAGACAAUUGUCCAGCACUA